Messenger RNA from Arachis duranensis, 891 nucleotides. RefSeq names its product protein LURP-one-related 6. The transcript has a single exon. NCBI's taxonomy places the organism in Eukaryota, Viridiplantae, Streptophyta, Magnoliopsida, Fabales, Fabaceae. Bases 169 to 807 code for a protein of 212 amino acids. The record is from RefSeq and is a predicted model, not a curated record.
CAAGCAACUUCCUCGGCAAUAUUAUCCAUGCAUCAUGUCUUAUCUCCCACGUCAAAAACUUGCCAAACCCUUCAACAAAAUCCCCCUUGAUCUCUCGAUCUUUCUCUCUCUUUGUGUGUGUAUAUAUACAUACAUAUACAUAUAUAUUGUAGUUUGAGAGACGCAAAGAUGCUGCCUAUAAUUAGCAAGUUGUACUGUCGGGGUGGUGAGACGGAAUUCGUGGUAAGGAUGAGGCCGCAUGCGGUGUACGGAGGGGGUUUGGUGGUGACGGAUUGUAGCAGCCACAAGGUUGUGUUUAGGGUGGAUGGUUGCGGUGUUCUUGGUAAAAGGGAUGAACUCAUUCUAAGAGACGCUGACUCUGUUCCUUUGCUUCUCAUGCGUCGAAAGGGUGCAGGAUUCGUUGAAGCGCUCUGCUUUAAUAAGGUCUGGAAAGGUUACCGUUUAGAUCAGUUGGAAGCCUCUGGAUCCGUGGUGAAGAAGCAGCUGGUUUUCAGUUUGAAGGAGUCAUCAUCAUCAUCAUCAUCAUCUUGUUUUAUUUCAAAAGGAGGUGGCCCAAUCAGAAUCACCACUCAACCGAGGAGUUUUAGUAACAAAUCCUGGGAUUUCGAGAUCAAAGGAUAUUUUCCUGACAAGUGUUGCAGCAUUCUUGAUUGUCAAGGCAACGUGGUUGGGAUCACCAAGGAAUUGGAGACAUUCAAGGAUGUGUACCAUGUAGUCGUCAAUCCAGGGAUCGAUCAAGCUUUUGUUUUCGGUGUCAUUGCUAUCCUUGACUACAUUUACGGCGAAUCUACUAUCUGCCCAUCGUGAAUCCUAAUUUGAAUUCAAAUGUACAGAUUAAAUAUUCUUUUGAAUGAGAAGAACAUGAUCCCAUGAUGGGUUUGUCUUACUUUA